AUGUCUGCUCCCCAAAUUCCAGAAACUCAAAAGGCCGUUAUUUUCUAUGAAAACGGAGGCGAGCUGCAGUACAAGGACAUCCCUGUCCCAAAACCAAAGCCAAAUGAGUUGUUGAUAAAUGUAAAGUACUCUGGUGUGUGUCACACUGACUUGCACGCCUGGAAGGGCGACUGGCCACUAGACACCAAAUUACCUCUAGUUGGUGGUCACGAAGGUGCUGGUGUUGUUGUUGGUAUGGGCGAGAGUGUCAGAGGCUGGAAGAUCGGUGAUCUUGCAGGUAUUAAGUGGUUGAAUGGGUCCUGUAUGUCCUGUGAGUACUGUGAAAAAUCUAACGAAUCGAACUGCCCAGAGGCCGAUUUGUCCGGUUACACUCACGAUGGUUCUUUCCAACAGUAUGCAACUGCCGAUGCUGUCCAAGCCGCUAAGAUCCCAGCUGGCACCGAUCUAGCUGAGGUUGCCCCAAUCUUGUGUGCGGGUAUCACUGUUUACAAGGCUUUGAAGUCUGCUAACUUGCAAGCUGGUGAAUGGGUUGCCAUUUCCGGUGCUUGUGGUGGUUUGGGUUCGCUAGCCAUCCAAUACGCCAAGGCCAUGGGUUACAGAGUCUUGGGUAUUGAUGGUGGUGAAGAGAAGGCCGAAUUGUUCAAGAAACUUGGCGGUGAGCACUUCAUCGACUUUACCAAGUCCAAGGACGUUACCGCUGAUGUCAUCAAGGCCACCAACGGUGGUGCUCACGGUGUCAUCAACGUGUCUGUUUCCGAAGCUGCCAUUGAGGCUUCAACCGAAUACUGUCGUGCGAACGGUACCGUUGUUUUGGUUGGCUUGCCGGGUGGUGCCAAGUGUAAGUCUGACGUUUUCAACCAUGUUGUGAAGUCUAUUUCCGUUGUUGGUUCCUACGUUGGAAACAGAGCUGACACUAGAGAGGCAAUUGACUUCUACGUCAGAGGAUUGGUGAAGGCUCCAAUCAAGAUUGUUGGCUUGUCUUCAAUACCUGAAAUCUACGAGAAGAUGGAACGCGGUGCCAUUGCCGGCAGAUACGUCGUCGAUACUUAUAAAUAA
Molecule: messenger RNA, 1056 nt
Organism: Eremothecium sinecaudum
Lineage: Eukaryota; Fungi; Ascomycota; Saccharomycetes; Saccharomycetales; Saccharomycetaceae
Product: zinc-dependent alcohol dehydrogenase
Exons: 1
Coding region: 1-1056 (351 amino acids)
Molecular function (GO): zinc ion binding; oxidoreductase activity
Source: RefSeq, a predicted model, not a curated record